Hypoxylon trugodes is the source of this 1478-nucleotide messenger RNA. RefSeq names its product subtilisin-like protein. Gene Ontology annotation, molecular function: serine-type endopeptidase activity. The coding region runs from base 292 to 1416 and encodes 374 amino acids. The transcript has 3 exons. The record is from RefSeq and is a predicted model, not a curated record. Gene Ontology annotation, biological process: proteolysis. Lineage: Eukaryota; Fungi; Ascomycota; Sordariomycetes; Xylariales; Hypoxylaceae.
UAGUUCUCUUAGGAAACAAAUACAAAGUAAAAUUGUCUCAAUCUUGAGAAAGAAUUGACGUGUUUCGAGAAAUCAUCCCUCCCACAAGCAUUGAUAAUUCAGGCCAACGAAGGGGCUAGGCCAUUAACAUCCAUCGAGUCCCAUGAAUUUGGGCUCCAAUAUUCCAGUUCGACCGGCCAGACGAUACCUUGCCGAACUGGAAACUACGAGCUCCGCACGGCUAACACGGUGAUUUCUUCUUCUGGACCUAAAAAUCCUAGUUCACUCAAUUCGAAACCAAGGAACAUCCUCAUGGGCCGGCCCCAGCACAAAAGAAAUUCACAGCCUCGUCUCCGCCGGAGCACCCCGGAAUCUUCCUUAUCGUCCACGCCACUCGCAGUCAACGAUGACUCUAAGACUGAGAAAUUCAAACAAUCCUUCUAUGACACGAUCCGAAGGACCCAUAAACCCGCAACCUCUAACCUAGUAAGCUUAUUCGAUGGCCUGGCCAAUAACCUAGAUGAACCGCAGGGAGGAAGCGUUGAAGAAUUCUUUGCUUCAUAUGAUACUUUCAAAAGAGAUUUUCUCUUGCGUAGUAGUGAGACUAACAUUUCGGUUUGUAUUAUUGAUACAGGUAUAGAUGAGAACCACCCAGCUAUAAGAGGGGGGAUGAGGCGUGACUGUAUUAAAGGGCGACGGAGUUGGAUAGGUGACGAAGAUGAUGUUCACGACGAAUAUGGACACGGGACCCAUGUCGCCCAGCUUGUACUCAAUGCUUCGGAGAACGUUGACAUUUAUGUGGCUAAAGUUGCCAACAGUGGACACAUCGAGGAGCGGGAUUUUUGCAAAAUUGGAGAUGCAAUCCAUUACGCAACUACCGAAUGGGAUGCCGAUAUAAUCAUAAUGCCAUUCGGGUUCCCAGAAAUGGAUACAAGCGUCGAAAGGGCCAUAAGCAAAGCUAGUAACAAGCUACUCUUUGCCGCGGCAGCAAAUCAUGGUAAUCACGGCGAUAGGCCAUAUCCGGCGAAAUAUAGGAACGUUAUAUGUGUGAACGCAUCGAACGGAAAGGGAAAAGAUGGGGGGAUUAAUCCCGCUGCAACCGCCGAUGAUGAAACCGACAAUUUUAUGACUUUGGGGAUCAAUAUUCCCUUCUUCUGGAAAGGAGAUGUCUGUAAGUCGGGUACCUCGUUCGCGACCCCUAUUACGGCUGGAUUUGCAAUAAACAUACUGGAAAUUGUAAGGGCAAGGCUUGGCCAGGAGCAUUUCAACCAGCUGAGGGAAAGUGAAUAUCGAAUGCGGCGUGUAUUUAAGUUAAUGUCCGCACCUGACAAUGGCUAUAAUUUCAUCGCGCCAUGGCUUCUGUGGGGUGUAAAGUCGGAUACGUUUAUAGAGGAAGGCAUCUUGGACGCGCUACAUAACCAAUAUACCCCACUAUAACUGCUCACCCAGGUACCCAUACGUGCCUACCUACAGGCCCUGACUUCAAACUUCGUUUCUCC